UCGCCAAUCAGCUUUGAGUCAGACAGACUCUUGUAAAAAUGGCGACGGUGAAGCUCAGAGGAAUGAAAACUGGACGCUUUACCGCUAUUAAACACCGUUGGUCCAGACUCCAUAAAAAUUAACACGACGGCGGAAGCGAAAGUUAAUCGACCUACUUGUUAGCCGCAGUACGUGGUUUGAUUCUGUAUGGUGUCCCUGUGGAUCUGAUUGCUUGUGUUUUCGAUUUUGUCGUUGCUUUGGACAGCUCACUAGCUCCAAGUUGGAAAGCCAAUGCUAGUCCAGGGCUAGCUUUGUAGCCCCAUCGGCUCCUGGGAUCCUUCUGUACGGCAUUGGUGGAUUGAUAGCCUGACCAGUGUGAGCGCUGGACCGCACGUACCUGCUUAAACUUUUUAUUUUUAACGAAACGACAGCCAUGACUCCGUUGGAUUAAAAAUACUUUCGGAGGUAUAAGGGGAACCGACGUCCUGGCAUUGCGACGUUGUUUGGAGUGUCGAAGCCGAGUGAGUUAGCCGUCAUGUAUUUUCUAACCGGCUGGCCACGGAGGCUGCUUUGUCCGCUGAGGAGUGAAGAGGAACCCUUCCACAUCCAUCCCAGCUCCCAGAGGUUUUACUUCGCCGUGCUGUCAGAGACGCAGCUUAGCAUUUGGUUUAGCCGGCCCAGUGUUUUGAUAGUCAGCUAUAUCGAGUCUGCAAAGGCGGCGGCCCAGUUUGGCUUCUACCAGAAGGCAGAAUGGAAACCAGACGACUCCAUGAUAGCUGUAGCGACUGCCAAAGGCUACAUCCUCUUGUUUGAUGUGCUGGGUGGAGGGGAUGACAAGUACCUCUAUGAGCCUGUCUAUCCAAGAGGAAAUACUCGUGUGAAAGUGACCCCGGGUUACAAGGAGGAGCAAUGUGCCCCCGCUUUGUCUUUAGAAAUGAAGAAGCCUGUGGAUCUGGAGGCCCCCAUCACCAGUCUGCAGUCCCUUCAGGAGGACUUGUUGGUGUGCACCGCAGACGGUUACCUCCAUGUGCUUCAUUGGGACGGACUGGGCAGCAACGGGCGCAAGACCGUCUGCCUGACUACAAUCCCCUUUUCGCUAGACAUGCAGUCUGCUCGAGGUGGUCCCUCCCUGGACCUGGAGGGGGCGUAUAUCCGUUGUAUGGAGUCUUGUGUGACCCUGGACGGAUUCGCUGUUGUACUUAGUGAUGGACGCCUGGGCUUCAUCACACCCCUCAGCAACACCAUCACUGCAGAUCAGUUGCAGGGCGUCUGGGCAGCAGAUGUGACUGAUGGCACCUGCGUGGCUGUCAACAACAAGUACAGACUGAUGGCCUUUGGCUGUGCCAGCGGGUCAGUGCUGGUGUAUAUGAUAGACACCACGACAGGAUCCAUGCAGCUUUCCCACAAACUGGAGCUCACCCCAAAACACUACCCAGACAUCUAUAACAAGACGGGCCCAGUCAAGCUGAUCUGCUGGUCACCUGACUACAGCGUUGCCAUGGUUACAUGGGAGUGUGGCGGCUUAUCGUUGUGGAGUGUCUUUGGAGCUCACCUCUUCUGCACUCUGGGAGAGGACUUUGCGUACCGUUCUGAUGGUACCAAGAAGGACCCCGUUAAAAUCAGCUCUAUGAGCUGGGGGGCAGAGGGCUACCACCUGUGGGUGCUCCCGAACAAACAGGAAAGGAGAAGACAAGAGCAGCAGCAGCGACAGGAGGAGGAGGGGGAGGAGGAGGAGGAGGAGGAGAUGGUCGCGCCUCCUCACACCUCCCUGCAGGCUGGCAUACUGCAGUUCCACUUCAUCAAGAGUGCCCUCACAGUAAACCCCUGCACGAGUAACCAGGAGCAGGUGCUGCUUCACGGUGAAGACCGACUCUACCUGACCUGUGGUGACCCCACGCAGGUCAACAGCACCUCUGACACACACCCCCACACACACUUACACCCGCGCGACGGCAGCCCACUGCACCAUCCCUCCGACGCCGACUCCUCUCUCUCUCAGGGACUCAGCACUUUACUGGGACACAAGCACUGGCACGUGGUCCAGAUUCACAGCACAUAUCUAGAGAGCAACUGGCCUAUACGGUUUGCAGCCAUAGAUACAGCAGGCCAGUGCAUGGCUGUAGCAGGGAGGCGGGGCUUUGCACAUUACUCCUUAUUCACAAGGAAAUGGAAGCUGUUUGGAAAUAUCACUCAGGAGCAGAACAUGACAGUGACAGGAGGUCUGGCUUGGUGGAAUGACUUUGUGGUGGUGGCCUGUUAUAAUUUCAUAGACCAGCAAGAACAGUUGAGGCUCUAUCAACGCUCAGCCAACCUGGACAACGCCUUUGCAUCUGUCACCAAGCUGCACUCAGACACCCUGCUGCUCAAUGUAUUCAGAGACAUGGUCAUCCUGUUCAGAGCUGACUGCUCCAUCUGCCUCUACAGCAUAGAGAGGAGGAGCGACAGUCCAAACCCGACAGCCAGCGUUGAGUUGUUGCAGGAGGUGUCGAUGUCUCGCUACAUCCCUCACCCUGCUCUCGUGGUCUCUGUCACACUCACCUCUGUUCGCACAGAAACUGGCAUCACUUUGAAAGCCCCACAGCAGGCCUGCAUGGCGGAGAGCAUCAUGUUGAAUCUGGCUGGCCAGUUGAUCAUGCUGCAGAGGGACCGUUCAGGACCUCAGGUACGAGAGAAAGAGACGCCUGCCAACAGCAAGAAGCUGCUACCAUUUUGUCCUCCAGUCGUACUAGCCCAGUGUGUAGAGAACGUGUGGACCACUUGUCGCUCCAACAGGAAGAAGCGUCACCUGCUGGAGGCCUUGUGGCUGUCCUGCGGUGAGGCAGGCAUGAAAGUGUGGCUGCCGCUCUUUCCGCGGGACCAUCGCAAGCCCCACUCCUUCCUCUCCAGACGCAUCAUGCUCCCCUUCCACAUCAACAUCUACCCUCUGGCUGUGCUUUUUGAGGAUGCCCUGGUGCUGGGGGCAACCAAUGAGACUGUGCUCUACGAUGGUCUGCAGGGACCCUCUGAGCCACUGGAGGCACUGUUCCCUUACUGCACAGUAGAGAGGACCUCCCAGAUCUACCUCCAUCACAUCCUGAGGCAGCUGCUGGUUCGCAACCUUGGCGAGCAGGCUCUGAUGCUGGCUCAGUCAUGUGCCUCCCUCCCCUACUUCCCCCAUGUCAUGGAGCUGAUGGUGCACGUCGUGCUGGAAGAAGAGGCAACAUCGAGGGAGCCCAUCCCCGACCCUCUGCUGCCCACCGUGGCCAAGUUCAUCACCGAGUUCCCCCUCUUCCUGCAGACCAUCGUACACUGUGCCAGGAAGACGGAGUACGCCCUGUGGAACUACCUGUUCGCCGCUGUGGGGAACCCCAAAGAUCUGUUUGAGGAGUGUCUUAUGGCUCAAGAUCUGGACACAGCAGCUUCCUAUCUGAUUAUACUCCAGAACAUGGAGGUUCCCGCAGUAAGCAGACAGCACGCCACUCUCCUCUUCAACACGGCGCUUGAGCAGGGCAAGUGGGACCUCUGCCGGCACAUGAUCCGAUUCCUCAAAGCCAUUGGCUCUGGGGAGAUGGAGACUCCGCCACCAACGCCUACCACACAGGAACCCAGCUCAACCGGAGGUUUUGAGUUCUUCAGAAAUCGCAGCAUCAGUUUGUCACAGUCUGCAGACUCCAUCACUACGGGCAAGUUCAACCUGCAGAAGACCUUCAGUAUGCCGUCUGGACCUUCUGUUAAAGGUCGGGAUGUGGAGUGUGCAGAGAACAUGUAUAUCGACAUGAUGCUCUGGCGCCACGCCCGCCACCUCCUGGAGCAGGUACGCCUCCGUGACCUGGGAUGCUUCUCUGCACAGCUGGGCUUCGAACUCAUCAGCUGGCUGUGUCGCGAACGGAACCGCGUGGCCCGCGUCGACGAUUUUGUUUCUGCAUUGAAGAGACUCCAUAAGGAUUUUUUGUGGCCCUUCCCUGUCAUCCCUGUGGGAAGCCUGAGCUCACCUCUGAAGAACGGACGCUGUCGCACAGUGCUGAGCACACGGCUGUUGAAGUCGCAGUCAGCUGACAGCCUGUUGAACAGCGACAUGGACACAGCGCCCCCUCAGGCAGCGCCCUCCAACCACAACUGGCUGGACGGUCUCGGACAGGGAGCCAAAGACAUGGACACGGCCUCGUCUGCUCACUCAAACCAGCACUCGCCACAAACACAUGAUGCAUUUCUGUCCCUACUCACCAACAAAGUGGAAGAGUACAGUGUCGGUUCGGCCACAGACUUGACAGAGACCAGCUCGGUGGUGGAUGGUGAUUGGACGAUGGUGGACGAGAACUCCUCCACUCUGAGCCUGAGCCAGGCAGAGUUGGAGCACAUCUCCAUGGAGCUGGCCAACAAAGGUCCACACAAGUCGCAGGUGCAGCUCAGGUAUCUCCUUCAUGUGUUCAUGGAGGCGGGUUGUCUGGAGUGGUGCGUAGUGAUUGGUUUGAUCCUGCGGGAUGCCAGCGUCAUAAAGCAGGUGAUUGGCUUUCUGGACAGUCCUGAGGUUCCACAGGAAACUGUGCAGAGUGUCCGUAGCGGCCUUUUGGCUGUCGAAGCAUGGGCCUCCACUGACUGCCUGGGAUACAAACCAUUUUUCAACCUGAUCCAGCCGCAGCUGCAGCGGCUGAUGGAUUCAGCAGCUGGCGAGCAGGUGCAGCCUGAGGCCUUUCAGCCUUCGAGCCAGAGCUCCAAGCUCGGCGGCUCCGAAGGGCUGGGAGGGGCUGCGGUGCCGCGGGUGGAGGACAGCAGAGGAGUAGCUGCUCCGCUUGGCCUGGCCCUGCCUUCCCUCGAACCUGCGGGAGGUUUUUCUCGUCCCCCCUCUGAGGACUGUCCUCCCGAAGAGACGGAGGAGCAGGGAGAGGAGGAAGGAGCCUACGACUGCACCUUGUCCUAAAGCCUCCUCUGGACCUGUGAGCUCUGGACUUUGGUUGGGAAAGAGAGGAGGAAGCAUCAGCAGCAGUGGCUUGAAAUAGACUUGGGAUGUGUGUGUGUGUGUGUGUGUGUGUGUGUGUGUGUGCGUGCGUGCGUGCGCUUGUGCACAGAAAAGUACCUCUCCUGCAGGUUCUUACUUCAGUCAGUAUUAUCCACUCUUCAGCUCUUUUGCGCUUUGGGUCGACUAGAACCCUUGUGGAUACUGAGCUACCGACAGAGCGACAGACACCCCCGACUGGCACAAAGACAUCACAGCACAUUUAGAAGGUUUCUCGUUUGACCAAAAUUUGCUGUUGGACAAAAGGCCACGUAUGUCAGUUUGUUCAUUCAUACAUCAUGUUGUGGUGUUUGGAAGCUGUAGACCAGUACAGGAAAGCACCAGAGCACAAGGCUACUUUGUUUUUUCAAAUCCAACACAGAUUUUUUUUUGUGCUUGUAGAUUUUUUUUUUCUGGAGGCUUUUAAAUGUGUUUUUUUUUCCCCACUGUCUUGACAAAAAGGAUUCCUUUUGGUUGAUCCAAACAGUGAAGAAGUAGAAGAAUCGGUUCAAAGACAAAAACACCUGUGUGUGUGUGUGUGUGUGUGUGUUUUUGAUCACAGCAUCACAUCACGUCGCUAAGCAAAAUGUAGAACAAAGCUCUAGUCAUGAACCAUUUCCAAGAUGCACUGAAGUGUGUCUGAGCCGACAGUAAGUGUGCAGGUUUGUAUGUGUGCACAAGAGGUGUUUCAUACUUUCAUACCUCAUAUGAUUUUAAAAUAUUUUGUGAUACCUUUUUCAAUAAUGUAACAGUGUACAAGAUUAUUUUUCUAUCAGUCACGCCUUGUUCCUCCUGUGUUUCCUGGAAAACAAAACAAACACAUUCAUGAUAUGAAUUCUGUGUAGUUCUUGAUAAGUGACAACCUUAAGAUUUCUAAGAAAAUGAUCACUGUUUAGAGUGCAGACUAGUUUCUUACCACUGAUCGGUACCUCUUCAUGUAUUUUUCACACACACCAAUGGCCCCCGACUUUGCCGAAGUGCAGGCCCAAACUUGUCCGGGGGUGGGGGAGUUUUAGCCGGAGUCAGCCGCCUGCUCUUCUCCCUCAAGUCCAGAUUUUAGACAACAGGCCAGAUUUGUGAGCAGAUUUAAGGCUGAAGCGCUUGGGCAAAAACAGACGCUAUAAAAACCAAAUCAUGUGACGCUUUAUCCAGCUUUUAAACACACAUUUAAACACACUUUUCAGUCUCCACUGGAGAGAUCCAAAAUGGGUUUUCUAUCAUCAGCAAGGCAGGUCAUUUAAUACUGUGUUGUUAAACCUUCCUGCUCUGCAGAUUUCAUGCCCAUCUCUUGCAUAAAAUCACUCGAUUCCUUUGUCAGUAGUGUUAACGGUGACAGUAUGAGUUCCUAAUGAGGAGGAGAGUUUGCCUUGGCUGUGGUUGUGUCAUGUGACCCCCUCAUCAUCCCAUAAGAACUUAUUUAUUUCGUCCAGCUUCGUAUCACAUUCAUGACCCGCUUGAGACUACUGCCGGUUUCGUGAUGCGUUUGUGUGCUCCCGUGUGGAUUUGACUGCGUGUACCACAUUGUAUUGACAUGUUUGGUGACUUUGAUCAUUUGCAAUUUGUUUUUAAUUGUAUUAGUCCUCAUUAUUACUAUUAUUUAUUGGCAUUAUAAACUGAGUGGUUAUUAAUGAAUUGAUGCUCGGUUUUGUUUUUAUGACUGAUAACAAACUUUUCUCCCAUUUAGUUAAUCAAAGUCGUGUGCUGGUUCUCAAAGACAAGCACUAAAAGGUCCAUCACAGAUAUGUCAGUAUUAUAUUGUGCAAUGUAUUGAAAUGUUACUCAGCUUUAUUUUAAACAUUUUUGUUCUCUCCCUCCCCCAGAGCUGUUUGCUUUUACUUCUCAUGUUAGACCAAAAUCAUAAUUUAUAGAUUAAUUUUUGCUCUUGUCGGUGUGUACAAGAUGAGCUGGGUGUGGCAUCUGUUGAAAAUUAAGAUUCUUCAAUGGUUUUCUGUUUUAUGAAUUGCCUGUAUGGAUAAAACACUCGCUUUUCAUGAUAAAAAAAAAAAAAGGGCAAAAUGACUACACGGCACAGCGUCGCCGUGGUCACUCAACACAAAUCCUGUUGUUGCUCCCUCCAAGCCUACAGCUACACUACGCUGCUGCGCUGUAAGCUUUACUUGACUUGAAAAACGGUAACACGACGAACCAAAGACUUUACGUCCAGAGGCCUUCUGUUUUAACAUGGUUGCUUCGAUUUACUGCUUGACUCAUUAUGCAGGUGGGGGAGGGGAGGGGAGGGGGGGGCUCACACAUACACACAAACACCCCUGUAUCCCAUCCCCCCCUCAUCAGAAACAUAAAGAGUUGAUGCUUCAAACUAAUGCUGAUGGCAUACGAGACAAUUUCCUACGGAAAUGAAUAUUGCAGGGUUUUUUGGGGGUUUUUUUUUUCUUGUUUCCUUCUCUGCGAGCGAGGAGCGGUCGAUCGGGUGUGUCCACACUCCUUCCCUCACCUCCCUCCUGUGUACAGUUGUAAAAGUAUUGUCUGUUUCCCGGCUCUCAGAGUAAAGUUUUAUGUCUGAUGCGGGAGCAGCAAACAUCCUCAAUGCAGUGUAAAGAUACUCUCUUGUACAUUUGCCUUUUCUACUCAUGUUUGGUUUUCUACGUCAUUUUUUUCCUUGUAAAUAAAGACCAAUAAAUUAUUUUUAAAAUG
Molecule: messenger RNA, 7603 nt
Organism: Scatophagus argus
Lineage: Eukaryota; Metazoa; Chordata; Actinopteri; Scatophagidae
Gene: ric1
Product: RIC1 homolog, RAB6A GEF complex partner 1
Exons: 27
Coding region: 515-4876 (1453 amino acids)
Biological process (GO): retrograde transport, endosome to Golgi; intracellular protein transport
Cellular component (GO): Ric1-Rgp1 guanyl-nucleotide exchange factor complex; Golgi membrane; cytosol
Molecular function (GO): protein binding
Source: RefSeq, a predicted model, not a curated record